Messenger RNA from Saitoella complicata NRRL Y-17804, 2901 nucleotides. RefSeq lists its product as uncharacterized. Bases 273 to 2636 code for a protein of 787 amino acids. Gene Ontology annotation, biological process: phosphorylation; phosphorelay signal transduction system. Lineage: Eukaryota; Fungi; Ascomycota; Saitoellomycetes; Saitoellales; Saitoellaceae. The transcript has a single exon. The record is from RefSeq and is a predicted model, not a curated record. Gene Ontology annotation, molecular function: phosphorelay sensor kinase activity.
CGCCGGUACCGACACAUCAUAACCCAUCACACCGAUUAUUCAAAUCACUUGAGAUCCAGUUCGUCAGUACUGAUAGCGAUUUACAUUUACAGCCUGCUCCGACACCCGUACGCCUUGGAUAUCCCGGAAAUGAACAACCUGGCUCAGCAAGAUAUUUUAGCGGAGUCAUACAGCCAUGGGCGAGGGGACGACAGACAUGGUAUACGAUUACUAUAUUCCCGACUGGACCGGAUUCACGAUCAGUUGAUGGUUGGUCGUCGCCGUCAUCGUCUAUGUCGGGCAUGAGUAGGCCGCGAUAUUCGUUACCGCCGAGAGAUCAGCCAUUACAGCAGACGAAUGGAUACAAUAACAACAAGACGACGGUUGUACGAUUAGAGGAUGUGGAUGAGGAGAUGAGUCUGGAUACUGUUGAGGAGAUUGGGAUUGGUGCGGAGACGCCGGGUAAUGAAGCUGAAGACCAGAUUACCACGAGAAGUGGGAUGCCGAGUCGGUCGUCGCAUUAUCCAUUCUUGAAGAGGGUACGGAGGGCGUUGUUGAAUGCGAUUGAUUUGCCAUUGGCUGCGAUUACUUCUGAUUCGUCGAUGUUGGUCUUAAAUGACGCGGCAUGUAUGGUCCUCGGAAAUCCUCGGGGUUCGACGAUCACUAGGGAAGACUUUGAUGAAGGCUUCGAGUGGCUUCAACAAUGGAGAUUAUGGACGGAAGAUUGGAGGCAACUACUACCAGCACCUCAGUAUCCAGUCGUCCGCGCACAACGUGGUGAGAGCUUCGAUGAUGUGCUGCACGGAUACGAACACAUUCAAACCGGCGAACGACUCUUCUUACUCUUCAGCGGACGACCCAUGUACGACGGCGACAAACCUCUCGGCGGAUUUGUCUGGUUCAACGACGUCACGGCACGCAUGGAAGCAGAGAAAAGUACGAACGACAUUGCGGCAAUCAAAGGUGGUGAAGAAAAGUUCAGAGAGAUUCUCGACUUGCUGCCAUGGGUUAUCUGGACCGCAGACGCGAACGGACGCGUGGAUCAUUUCAAUAUGAGGUGGUAUCAUACGACUGGGCAUUCAGCCGAUAAGCUGGAUGCGUGGUCGGAUUAUGUGCAUGAAGAUGAUCGAGAGGCGCUCAUUGAGACGUGGAAGCAUGCUGUGGCUACCGGGACGCAGUAUUUGUUUGAAGGACGGUUACAUCAGAAUGGAUCUGAGGCACGGUAUCAUAUGAUGCAGGCUCAGCCAUUGCGGAAUAUCGAGGGCGAGGUCGUGCGGUGGUUUGGUUCGUGUACGGAUAUUCAUGAUCGUUAUACCGCUGUCAAGAAUGCCGAAGCGGCACAGGCUGCAGCGAUUGCCGCGAAAGAAGCGAGUAGAUUGAAGAGUGAGUUCUUGGCUGUUAUGAGUCACGAGAUCAGAACUCCCAUUGCGGGAGUUAUCGGUAUGAGUGAUUUGUUGCUCGAUACUGAGUUGGAUGAGGAACAGAAGGAUUACGGAUUGAAUAUUCGGAGGAGUGCGGAUGCGUUGUUGACUGUCAUCAACGAUAUUCUGGACUUCAGCAAGAUCGAGGUCAACCGUCUCGAGAUGGAUAACGCACCGUUCGAUAUGUGCGUCUGUCUUACCGAUGUUGUUCGUAUGCUCAAUUUCUCUCUGGAAGUCAAGAACUUACGGUUUGUCUGUAAAUCAGAAAUUGAAGGGCGAGAUUUGGUCGUUAUGGGUGAUUCGGGACGUGUACGACAGGUUGUCACGAAUCUGAUGAGUAAUGCGGUCAAAUUCACGCCGGCUGGUGGUACGAUCACAUUGGGCGUUGAGAUUGUGAAGGAGGAGGAGAAGAACAUCAGGUUGCGGAUUGCGGUACAGGAUACUGGUAUUGGAAUUUCAGAGGCGACACAGAAGAUGCUCUUUAUGCCCUUUACGCAGGCUGAUAGCUCGACUGCGAGGAAUUACGGCGGUACUGGAUUGGGGUUGAGUAUUUGCCGGAGUCUGGUGGAGUUGAUGGGUGGGUUUAUCACCUUGUCAUCUAAGCUUGGUGAAGGCUCGGAAAUCUGGUUCGAGGUCCCGUUCACGAAGGCGACGAAGGAGGAUUUGGCAAAGGCAAGCCCAGACUUGGGCAGCCGGAGUCGAUUCCCGAACAGCAACUUUACCCCAGCCACGCCAUCGACUGGCAAGAGACAGCGGUCGGGUGACAAGACGCCUGAGGAGCUCCACUCUGAGGCUGAGGCACGAGCGCAGGUGACGAUCCUUGUCGCGGAGGAUAACGCGCUCAACCUUCAAAUCGCCAUGAAAACCCUUCGAAAAAUGGGCUUCGACGCCGAAAGUGUCAACAAUGGACUCGAAGCCGUCGAAGCGGUUAAAAGGCGUGCAGAAUCCGGGAAACCUGGAUAUGGCUGCGUUCUCAUGGAUUGUCAGAUGCCGACGAUGGACGGUUAUGAAGCCACUGCAAUCAUCCGCAGAAACACGAAUCCGGAGGUUAGAGACGUUCCGGUAAUUGCGAUGACGGCCUCAGCCAUAAGAGGUGAGAGGGAGAAGUGCCUUGAAGCUGGGAUGGACGAUUAUUUGUCGAAGCCGGUUCGGCUGAAGAGUUUGGAAACGACGUUGUUGAAGUGGAUGCAUAAGGAUCAGAAAGGAAACGAGAACGCGAUGGAUAUAUCGCGAUAAACUCAAUGGAAAUGUGCAAUAUCAGUGGAAGAGAGGAGUUUCUGGCAGCAUAUGUGUGGUUAUGGGCAAACAAAACACGGGAUAACACGGCUAUACAUAUACCAGCAACGGUGAUGGGUUUUUGGACUUUUAUGAGUUACGUGGACUUGCAUAUGGAGUAAGACGGGUGGUUUCUUUGCAUAACAAUGAGAUGAUAUUGGAUCCAUCCAAAAAGUUGCAAGCGAGAUUGCUUCACCGCCCGUAAUUGAAGAUAACGUAGGUAAUU